AUGGUCGAGAGUGGUGUCCCCCAGGGUUCAGUACUGGGACCCAUUUUGUUCCUUAUCUACGUGGACGAUGCUGCAAGAGCUUUAGACUGCGAAGUAGCAAUGUUUGCUGACGACAUGAAGAUAUGGAGUGUAAUUCGGGGUCCUGCCGACGAAAACAGACUGCAGAUGCACCUGAGUCGGUUGGAGGAGUGGUUAAACCGUUGGCUCCUGCUGUUCAACGUUUCCAAAUGUAGCAUACUUCGCCUAGGCCACACAGCCAGAUCCGCGAGCAAAAGAAACUACCCUCUGGGCGGUGCAGCCCUACAAGAGGUCGAAGCCCAGAAAGACCUCGAUGUGCUGACGACGAGUUCCCUGAAGCCGUCCGUCCACUGUUCGAGAGUGGCAAAAACCGAAAUGUCCGUACUGUACUCCAUCAAGCGUGCGUUCAUGGACUUUGACGAAGAUGCCUUCUCAAAGACAUUCGGAACAUUCGUCCGGCUGCAUUUAGAGUACGGCAUACAAGCUUGGAGGCCGUGGGCGGUUGAGGAUCAAAACUGCCUCGAAAGGGUCCAGAGGAGAGCCUCGAAGAUGGUUAGGGGUCAAAGCUCCUUUCCUUAUGCAAUUCGCCUAGUAAAUCUGAACCUCUUUCUUUUGAGUUACAGGCAACUUCGCGGAGAUCUCUUGCAAGCCUUCCGCAUUGUAAAGGGGUUGGAUUGCAGUCUGGCCUUCGAGGAAUUCUUUGAAUUUGCUACCACGACCAACCUCCGAGGUCACCCGUUAAAACUGCGUACUCAGCAUGCAAGGUUGGAUGCACGGAAGUUCUCCUUCUCUGUUCGAGUGGUCAAACCAUGGAAUGCCCUUCCCGCAGAUGUUGUGAUGUCACCAUUCGUACAAAGUUUUAAAAAGAAUCUUGACCAAGAACGAUGAGAAGUAGAGCUCACCCCCUGUAACCCGUUCCCAUUUUGUCCUACAAGUAAGGGCGUGUUUGAACUAUUUCAGCCCAGAACAUUUAUCUGUAUACCAUACAUUUUUACGUUGCAAAUAGGGUACUCAAAGGCUUACGCCUAUUUCCCUCAAUAAACUGAACUGAACUGAAAAAAGGUAUAGGCUUCUUCGUAUGACCGCUUCCGUUAUUGUGUUGAGUAUGCGGUCAUCUACGAAGAAAUUGUCAUGGACGCUUUUUGGGGUGCCUUUAAUCGUGUUCUCAUGCAUCGCGCGUUGAGUUGUCCGUCGAUCCUAUAGGGAAUGUUGACACCAAGACGCCCAUCACGGUAGGCAUCCGGCAUAAUGCCGGAAAACACGAGGCCGGUGAGGGUGGGAGCGAGUACACAAUCCCGUUUCGCUCCAUUGCUCGCUGCGAAUUCUUCGGGGCUAUUCCUUUUUCCGUCGCGAAAGUAAUGAUUUCGCCCUGUAGUUGGCAUAAUAUAAGUGUGAAGCACUCCAGUCAUGCGAAUUUCUGCGUGACCCUCCAGAUUUCGUAGCAAUUCACUGUAUCAGAGGGCUUCGUCAGAUCUACGAAGGUGGUGUAGAGGCUUGUAUGCAUCUUCUGUCAUUUUGUUAAAGUUGGUUUGCAGCGAAGAUCGUAUCACCGGUGCCGGGACCCCUCAGAAUCCGCACUGGCUUUUCCAGAGGAGCCCCUUUUCCAAGUGGGUUUCCCAGUCAUUGGAGAGGAUGCGGAAGUGCUAGUGGUAUGCAGAAAGCAUUCACAGAUUUCAUACGGUUAUUUAGGCCUUCCAGUGCCCAUAACUGCACCUAAAGAGCAAACCCGUCGGCAGUCGCACGAAAAAGUCAUAAAAGGCUGUAAGUUUCUGUUGAUAAAUGGGGUUCAAGCCACGAAUAAUGCCUAUUAAAUACUACAACGAUCAGAAAGGCCGAAAACUCCUAGAGGCCAUUCACUCUGAUGAUUCAUGCAUCAAUCGACGCAUCGAUCUUGACGCCAUGUACACAAAUCUCUAGGAAAAAGGGAAAAGGUAAAAGCCAAUCAAGACGGGACAUCAGCCCACAGCAUCAACCCAUCCUCAGCCAUGACAGAGCAAUAUCGAUUUUUUGGGCAUGUUUAAAUUUUGACUGUUUCUUCACACUUACUACGCGUCUGAAGACAAGCUGGGGAACCAGACUCGAAAAUGUACAAAAGAAAGUUUGUUCACUCUUCCCUAAGGACUCGUUAUUCUACGAGUUAUGUUUCUUGGGAUGCCCACCUUCCAUUAGGCAUAACGGAAAGAGUGAGUUCCGUAAGAACUAUCGAUAAGCGCCCACUACCAUUGUAUAUUCCCGAUCCAAAACCGACAGGGCAACGGGCUCCUGGCUCAGUGGUUAGAGGCGUGGACUUCUAACAAAACAGGUCGCGAGUUCGAGCUUCGAGUGUGCCCCACUUAGGGGUUGGGUAUGACUGGCUGACGACGGCUAAUAAGCCAGAAAUGGCCAUUCCAGUCUCCCUUGUCUUUGUCGGUAAUAUCAUUCAGUAUAUAUGCAUGUAUAUAUCUGAAGGGUUAGAGGCAGAGCCCUUGAUGACCCUAUUUAUGUACAGUGCUUCCGCAGAUUCGCACUCAAAAUAAAAUUGCAGACAUUUACAAUGUGAUUGGGUUACAACACAAUCGCAAUGAUAAGGAAGUGCAUCAGGUCACCGAAUGUUAGCGUGGAGGGAUUGUAUAUGGCAGUGUUUUACAGAACUGGCUGUGGGUAGUGCAGCGUAUCCUGCCCGGGCCGUCAGGACAUCAUGCCACAAACGCGUGACAAGCGAACGAUCAAGGUCAUGGCCCCCCUGUUCACACUGUCUUUAUGCUGAUUGGCCACCCAUCAGCCUAUGACAGUCCCCCUUGCCAUAUACCCGGCCGUUUCCACAAGCCUCCUCACUUGUGCUGUCUAUCGUACUCAGUACACGUCCUAUUUCCAAUUAGCCUUCUGUUUUGCAUACAUAACAGGUAGUCAUGCUGUAAAAGCCGAUUUCUGUCGAAAAUUACGCGAGCAAGUUUUCUUUUAAACAUGUAAAUUGAGUCAGCCGUCAACAUCUCGCAUGAAAGCGAGUUUCACGGUCGGACAACCCGCUGGCUGAAUGAAAACCUUCUACGGUCUAACCGCGGGCGCUCCUUCUGGACUUUGUAGGCAUGACCGUGUAAUUGGCUUGUAUGUGAAAACUCAAAAAGUCCUCCGUUCCUAAUGAGCAACCCUGGCCGCGGACGAUCCGGAACGUCCAGAAUAGACUGCAGUUUAUUUGUCUAUAAGAGAGAGGGAAUAGGCCAAGCAAAUUCAGCCUCUCCUGAUAAGAUAAAUGCUUUAGACCGUCGACUAUCAUCGUCGCUCUGCGUUGCACCUGUUCGAGUAAGUCGAUAUCUUUCCUCAUCCAUGGUGAAGCUGAUGGCAUUCCAUACUCCAGCUGGAGUCUUACAAAGGCACCACAAAGUCUUUCCAAGCAUUCGGGAGGAAGUAUUUUAAAUGCACGUCUGAUCCAGUGUAGAGUGCUAGUUGCCUUCUGGACUAUCUUUUUACAGUGUUCUGAUGACGAUAAAUUUGUGGUCGUCCAUACACCCAAAUCUCUGUGUCUUUCCACAGUUUCUAAUGCCGUUCCGUUAAUUUAGUGAUGAUGUUUAGGAGGGGCAUAUCGUCCGGUGUUUAGGUGCAAGACCACGCGUUUGGACACGUUAAACCUCAAAAGCCAUCUGUUCGACUAAACACACAGUUUGUCGAUGUUGGACUGCAACGUCUCUGCGUCAUCAUCGUGCUUGACCUCACUCCAUAUUUUUAUGUCAUACGCGGACAUGAGAGCCUCGCCAUUUACUUCAUUGAUGCAGCCAUUAACAUAAAUCAGGCCUAAGACAGAACCCUGUGGGACACCACAUUCCACCUUGGCCCAUCCCGAGGUAGAGUUACCAACGACGAUUAUUUGUACUCUGGAGGACAGAAAACUCCUGAUCCCUUUAUCCAUUCGUCCUUGAAUUCCUACACCCCAGAUCUUCUGUAAAAGAAGCCUGUGCGGAACACUGUCAAAGGCAUUCUUGAAGUCGAAAAAUAUGACAUCCAUUGGAAAAUCCUUAUCGGUAGCUCGUGUCCAUUUCUCGUGCGAGUAAUGAACACUCGUUAGGCAGGAGCGCCCUGGACGAAAGCCAUGUUGGGCAUCACACAAUAUUUUGUUCUUUUCCAGGUAUUUCAUCAUGUGUCUUUUUAAUGCGUUCCAUUAUUUUACACGCGAUGCAAGUAAGACUGACGGGACGCUCUGCCAGUAACCCCCGAUACGUACAUAAAUGUGUACAGAAAAUACUCAGAACACGACUUGCACUGUUAGAAAGUAUCGAUUCCUUCAAAUGUAGACUAGAUGCUCAUUUGCUGAGAAACUACUGUACAUACAAUAACGAUUGUUUUAGCGGCGGCAGUUUGCGCCUGGCUCACACUUACCGCUAAUUUUUUAACCUUCCGCAGUUGCUGAUGUAAUUGAUGACUUUAUUUCUGUUUAUCGAUGUGAAUAGGGAGCGCAAGGGCGAAAGCCUCAUUCCCUUAAUAAACUGACUUAAACUGACUUAUUUCUUUCAAAAUCGUAAAAUUAUAUGAUUAGUCCUCAUAGCUCCAUAAAAGGACUAGCAUUCGACACAAUGCUGAUGAAAAUCCCAGGUAAACUGUCAUAACAGUUUUACGAAAAUAAGCAUACACAAUAGGUAAACCAUAGCGAAAUCGAGAAAAACGCCUCUAUACCCGAUCGGAGGGUUCAAAACGUUCCAUACCCGAAUAUGUUAUUGCUCUAAGUCUAAAAAGUCUGCUUGUUUAUCAUCAACAAGCUAGUGGUUACGCCCGUACGUAAAUAAUUGUUUAUACCUAAUUCACGUUUGAAAACGACAGUGAGUAGAAAUUACAUGCUACUUAUGAAGCCCUCAUUCCGUCGUAUCGGAUGUGAUGAGCGCUUGAACGGACUGCAUAAUUCGUCCGUGGUAUCCAUGUUCUGGAAAUUUACGGAGACAAGCAACUAGUGAAAGGCUUACACUGUGCAGGGAAAUGCAGAGACCGCAACAUUUUUCUCACACAGGAUUGGACGAGUAAAUUACGCGAAGUGCAUUUUCUCACAGCACGUUAGAGACCAGUUGCAAGAGGUUCUACAAACCGUAGUUGAAACCCUAAAACUUUAGCAAUUCAGGAAAUCCGUGAUUUCUAUCCGGAAGUCCUUCCCGCUUUAAGAAUUAUAAUUGAGUGCCAUUUAUCAUUCUCCUACAGAUAUUUUGUUUAGGCUGGUCCAAGGCCAGCAUCGCAUAUUAUUCCUACAGGGGGAUUUGUCGGAAACUUCCUGAGGUUUUUGAAAAAUGAUUAUGUCUUCGGUCAGGUUGCCAAGGUUCAGUGCUCGCUUGUUUUUCCUGUUGUUUUGAUUUUCUGCAUUUCUUUCAUCACCAUUCUGAUGUGUGCUCCUUAGACAUUUUUCACACUCCGGUUUAUUUUUUUGCACGUUUUUUUUUCAAUGUGGAUUUACUUUCCGAUGCGCACAGCCCUUAAGCAUCGUCCUGAUUUAUGCUUCAUACUACUCCUAUGUGAUUCGGUUGCAUACUCUCUCCGAUUUGGUAGAAAUGCUUUAACUUGACGUGUCCCUUUUGGGUGUUCAAAUAAGCUUCGUGCCUUGACUUAAACUUUGCGAAACCUACGGAAGACUCAACCUUGAACAGGUUUAGAAUGACUGUCAGCUGUGUCCUAGCCCUUAGGCGCACAGUGAGUUCUUCCUAUUUUGUCGCUUGUGUCGCAUUGGUCGCAAACGUAGAUGCAAAUUUUCCUUCCCUCAGCACGACCCGGGGACGGUGCUUUAUUAAACUGUAGUAACUAAUUCGAUUUCAUCGUACUUGUUCCACGACUGGUCUGCAUCGCAUUCUCCUGAGUUCCACGCUAUAUUUUCAACCAGGUUAAGACGUCGUCUCCUCAGGUGAUUUUCGCUUAACGAUUUCUAUUUGUUAUACCCCGCGUUGGAGAUUGGGUUUCUUUUGCUGCAGGAUAGGAGGUUAGAUAUAGGCAAAAGUACAUGAAAUGUUCCUUUACCAGUUAAGCCAUGAGUAGCUUCAAAGACGAAUGAUCUAAAGAUGCUAAAUUUCCUUUAUGGCGAAAGUGAUUUUUUGUUAUUGUUUGCACAUAUAUGAAAUCUGGGGCCAGAACCCAUAGGAGUCUGGGACUGUAUGCACGUCCGACGCACGCUGAUGGAGUCAGGGCGAAUUGCUUAGGAAAUCAGGACAGUUUAAUAAAAAUGCGUAAAGUAGCAAGCGCUUAGCUAUGGCCACGUCAAGUCCACGUGCUUAACAUCCACGUCCAUAGUAUAAAGCUGCCAUAACUCCUGAACUAGAUGUAAAUCUGGGAAUGCGUCUAUGUACGGAAUCAGGUCUCGAAGCCUUCCUGCAAACUGGCUCAGCCGCUGACCUGACAGUCACCACUCCCUCCAUCUUUUGCCAUUGAAGCAAUGUCCACAAGCUACCGUCAAGUUUUCUCCUUAUUUAUGGAUUAUUUCAGCACUUAGGCCAGAAUUUUUCGGAUGCGUUGCACUCCGUUUAAGUCACUCUGCAAAUAAUGUUCACAAGCGUAGUCCUUGGAGGCAUUAGGAGGCAUUCAUAACCAAGAAACCGAGCCUGUACACACCAUUGGCGCUUUAGGCCGUGGGAAAAGUCUAAUAGGCUCAACUGUCCAUGCCGCAGCAGAGAUCGUGACGUAUAAUCCUUGUGGAAAUAUUUAAGAAAGUUGAUUUCUCAUUGAAUGCUAAGUGUGAGCUGUUUCCCCAAUGCAUAUUUAUGUGCAGUCCUCGGAAACACUCCGAAAACAAUCUAGCCUCGGGUGACUGCAUACCCUCGAUAGAUUGGUUUUUCGCAAUAUGCUAUAGACCAAUAGAGCGGGUUAUCAAAAAAGUCCUAGCCCAAGUAUGCUGAUUAUUUAAGAAACAUGCCGAUUUGGGUGUCAAUCAAGGUAGCCCUCAGUGGUGUAUGUCAUCAUAGAAUCGGGAAAUAUCCUUUCCACUGCCUGCCAUUAUGGCAGUGGUGUAUUUUAACUCACAACUUUGUCUCGCUGCCACUGUUAUAUCGGAUUAUUUCUGAUUCUUUGAUAGAUGGAUAAGAGGCCUGGUUGUUAUGUCCUGCAGCCGCCUUCUAAACUUAUUUAGCUGGUUAGAAAUAAGUGAAGGUUUAGGAUUUAACUGUGAUACAAAAAUGCCUUCGUUUAGACCUGAAGGGAAUUUGUGGGUGGCUUGGUUGUGCCUGCCCGAUUAUUAUCAGGGCAGGUCCCAUUUAGAGGAGGAAGACAGCGGCAGUAAACUUGUAUUCUGUGCAGUAACGUGGUUAUAAUUGCAGUCCCUGAAACGGAGUCGGUCCAAGGACUGCGCUCACAUUUCUCCGCAAAGGUGAUGUGGGCGCCUGUGAGCUAGUUACUGUUGACCUGUCGAUCUCAUUAUAUGAUUAUAGAGCACGUGGCUUCCUCGUGGCGGAUGUCCACGGGGCCGAAUAUCGCAUGUUUCCUUCACUCAGAAGCCACCAUUUUAUGAUUCCUGGAGCAGAACGCAUGCAGAGACGGAGGAAUUAGACGUGCUUUUGGCGCUAUUAAGUCCCAAUGAAAUGCUGCGGAGAGCCAUAGCAAUCUGUUGACCCAACAUAGUUAUGAAUUAAGUCGAUGUGUACGAGUUUGAACUAGAAGUGGAUUCGAACUGUACUAACCCUUUUUGAAAUGAUAAACGACAGGCAGCAGUAAUAUAGUACACAGUGCAAGAGACGCCCGGUCGUCACCCGAAACAGGACCUUGAAUGCAACAAUUGGGUCCACCGUAUGGCCCACCGUAUGUUGUUCAUAAGCACCACGACCGCCAUCCCAGUUAGCCCAGCUAAAGACAUUUUGCCUAUGCACGCCACAUCAAACUGUAUUUAUGAGUUUACAUGUAGUUGCGGAUGCAAGUACAUCGGGCGCACGCAAAGGCAAUUGGCUGCUCGGUCAGCUGAACACAUGCCGAAGUGGCUGCUUAAGGCGGAAAAUAAGGUACCCAGGAGCUGAAUCACAAAGCACCUAAUGGACACGGGCCAUACCGUGGACCCAAUUUUUGCAUUCAAGGUCCUGUUUCGGGCGACGACCGGGCGUCUCUUGCGCUUUGCAGAGGCCGCUGCAAUACGGAGGAGGAAACCAGAACUCUGUAAGCAGCUGGACCAUGUGAUAAACCUGGCACUGCCAUGGUAAUUAUCGAUAGUACGCAGUCACUUUCAAAAAGGGUCCGUUGCAGAUCACCAAAAUGAAGGUGAUGUCAUUGGCAAGGAUUUGACCUAGAAUGUGAUUUCUCAUUGCUGUUGAGUGGGCCAACUAAGCUUGAUUAAAACAUUUAAUAUCUUGAAAACGCUGGGACCUAAGGGGACAUAAACUUGAAAGCCAGUUUGAAUGGGAAGGGUUAACUCUCUAGUGGUCAUUUUGACGUCAAAAGUAGAUUCCGAAAGUGAUUUCAAAAGCGCACGGGAUUGUACAUCCCUUCUAAUGAUGAAUGGGAGUAAGAAAGUCAGGGCAUUCAGAUCACAUAGAAAGGGCUUUGAGGGAGAUCUGAUGCAUAAAAGGCAACCAUCACCACGCGUAGUUGUGAGCCCGUGGAGGUAAGAACCAAAGUCGUCCAACAACAAAGAUUCCGGAUUUAGAUUAUGUGUUCUGAAUUGCAUUUCACGUGUACAGUCUAGUGGAAAGUUCUUUCUGCUGAUUUUGCUGCCGAAAUUUUUAAUUAACAUUUAUGCGAGUCGUUGAUGUUUUUCGGAAAGAUAAAAUUUAAACUCGAAUAUCUCGAAUUCUAACAUUAUUUUGCAACACACUUUCCAGCGUGGUCUUCACAACCUUAUUAUCUGCCACAAACACGUGUAUUUGCCGUAUUUGACCGGAUGUUUACCCCGUAGAUUCCACACAGCGGAAGUCUGGUUAGAAACCACAUGCGAUCCCGCGCUUCACCGCACCACACUUGUAUCUCGCUGAACUAAUCCACGUUGUUUGUAACUUACGCAUCUACUUCUAUAACUCGCAAGCAACGGCUGUCAACGUCCAUUCGUUCCAACUAUCUCCAUCUUUCAUCAAACAAUGUUUUGACAGGAUAAUUCUCAUCCGAUCGGUAAUAACAGUCCCAUCUUGACCAUGGUCUUGGAAACCCUGUAAGGGUUGUUCUCGUUCCCUACACACGUGUCCACAAUAAAACCAAAGACAGCUUGAGACAUGGAGUUCAAAUACCGGUUUAGCGCACGACCGAUUUAUUUGAUUUGGUGAGUGAGGAGACCGCAGUUGGUUGGUUUCUCUCCUGUUGGGUUGUAUAAUUUGUAUCGAGAUACUGAAUGAAAGGGACGAAUUCUGAUAUUUUGGCGCAAUCAUAAGUGAUUUCCAGCAGGUCUGUUCAGAUAGAGGCAUCAUCUACUUCACGUAGACAUUUCAACUUAUUCAGUGGUGAUUCCGAAGGCUUUAGUGGGGUUAGCGCAGUGUCGCUAGCUUUUUGUUGAUUCGAUUUUCGGUUUUACUCUUUAAAUGCGCUUUGAUUAGAGAACGACUUUGUGCCCUGAACGCAACGACCGUUGUCAGAACAUCAUCCUCUCACUUGCCGGAAGAAGCCCGUUAAUGCAACUUAGCUGCCUUCCCGUCAUGCAGAGAGCAUUUACCAACUCGCACUCCACUAAAACUGUUAUGGCUGCCUAAGCGCACUGUGCGAAAUUCUUCGCACCUUGAGCUCCGUCCAAGGGAACUUCCCUGUACUCUGGGUAUCAGUGCCAUGUCGACACCACUUUUGCCUUUGUUUUCUACAGCAGGAUUUCCGAAGACCUAAAAAGAAACCGGUGUUCUGCGAUUUAGGUUAAAGGCGAGUCUCUCAGGAGCACUAUGCAUCGGACUCCUGAGACUGGGCUUCCUUUUAAGGGGUCUACAGGGAUGAGCUGUCCCACUGAACAAAGUUCAUGUGAUUUAUUUUUGCGAAUCUGCGCGGAGGAGAGGCUGAUAGGGAAAUCUCGGCCUUUCUUGGCUCACCACCGUAAGACGCAGUCCGUACCGGUUAAUAUAUGACAUCUUUUUAACUGUUUAAAAUAGAGCUGCUUACCGGGCUUCUCAGGCGCUACCAAAUUUGCACUCUGUAUCGGCUUUCGCAUGUGUGGAAACCGCGCAGAUCGGGCCAUUUCCUCAGGCAUAAUUCAUGUUUACCGUCCUGUCAUUGCACUCUCUGUAAUUCCAUAAUGGCAUCUCUGUUGCGGAACUAGUCGGUUAAAAUUCGGAAUAUCGGCCAGUAAAAUUGGUGCGACAACCCAGCCAUUCGUUAGAUUUACUACCAAACACCCUCGUAUGAAUACAUGUGAAGGACUGCACAUAGACAGGGGAUUGCUUGUUCAAUGCACAACGCCGGCCACCACAGAAUCCAUAUCAAUUCGCCGACAUGUUCGCGGUAUUUCAUCGAUGACGACUAUCAUAUUUGGUGAAGUUGCCUCUGCGGGGAUGUUAUUUUGGUAACAAAGAGUCACGCGGCGUCGCCCCUGACUUCUCUGCAUCCCAUCUGCUUAUCUUAUUACCCCUACUGAAUUUAGUUAGCAAAAUUAAGUGGCGACAAGAUUGAGGUUACCUAGCACUCUUUGCUGUUUUGACCUAAUCUGCGCCAACCGUGACAUGUUGCUCAUUGGCCUUUCCAUCCGAAUCAGACUUCACAAGCUGAGAUACAGGUAUCCAUGAAGGCAGUCACAUGAACGACUGAGAUAGUUGUCUUCAUCUAAUUUAACUCAAGAGUGGGUGCACUUGUGCUUGUUGCUGCUUUGUGGGGCCACUGAUGAGCCGUGCCUGUCGGGCGAGGACAAUGAGGGAUACUCAGUUAUUUUGGAUGGGUAUUGGGAAAAGCUGUCACCUAACCAAGUAAUCUACUUGACUCUGGCUGGUUACCACACCAAUGCGCAUCGAGUAAAGACCGUCAUAACUUGGGAAUUGGUAAUUAAAAUAUGAAUUGGAGUACUGUGAGGAAGACUUGCACUGUGGCACUCUCAUCCUCCCAGCAACCGCCCUCCGGUCCCUUUAACAGGACACGAGCGUGACGGCUGUAAGUAGCCUUCGAUGCCUCGGAACAUUUCCCAAAGAUACACACAUCUGGCCACGUUUUUAGACGUCUGUCGUGAGCAAAAAUGCUCGCCACCAUUUCAGGAAGAGGAAUGGUGGCUUAUACGUUAUUGAAAAAACUAUAGGUGACUCGCGCAGCAUUCACAUUACCAUAUCUUCCAUACCAAUCAUCGUCGAAUUGCACGACUAACAAUAUGACUAAAUAUGGGCCUGUCUCAUUGGCUGACCGGACAUUUGUCCUCGUCUGUGCGUACUCUACGCUUUCUGGUCCAAACACGCACACAAGUCGGGCUUCACAAACCUUAAUAUGCCAUCAAUGUGGGCUUCCAUAAAGGCUAUACUGGCGAAGAGCUAUUGCCUUUUGACUCUCGGUCCAGAAAAGAGCUGAUAUCCGGCUACUUUUCGGCAUCCCAUGUGACUCCUAGCUCCUUGUUGUAUAUUACGGCUCGCCACACUUAUUAUGGAAGUUUCAAGGUGGUUUCCGACGAUGCCCACCGUGUGCUCCACGACAGUGUGGGAGCAGGGACGGCGACUCGCGCGUGAAUUCGUUUACAGUGAUAGCAGACUUGCUCAGCGCCUACCGCACUCUCUCCUAUUCUCACAUCUGAGCCCGAUGUCACGGCAGAGUUAAAAAAAACCAGAUGCGCGAGAGGGCGCGGUUGGCUGGCAUGACGAAAGUCCACAUCUGAGCAUGCCACCACAUCGGCUCGGAUCCCAUUGAGUGGGAGUGGUAUAGAGACCCCUUUAAAAAGGAGCAAUUACAGCCUGACUCUAAAUUCACCAGUCGGCCACUCCAUACAAAAUCACACUGGGCCGAUUUCGAGGUCCGAGUUAUCCCGUCAGUUACCAGCCUUCCAAGCUUUAGAAUUUAGCGUACCGUGAUAGAUUCAAGCACGUCAGACAGUUUGUAGUGAGGAAUAUGUGCUGAGACCGUAGAAUUAAUUCUCUCCACUCUCAGACACCAGUCCGCUGUCCAAGCCGGUUUGUUGUCUGAUGGAGGGAGUGGACGCAGUGGUUGACAGUGCUAAAUAACCCGUCCGUGCGCUACAUACGUGACCUGGCUCCCAAAACGCACACACCAGGAUUACACAAGAAGGGGGUGGGCGGCUGGGAUUCAAAUGUGUGAGUGCCAUUAAGAAGGAGUCAUCGCAGUGUGACUCUCAGUCCACCAGUCGGCCGCACAACCCAAGUCACACAAAUGGACUGACUGCGUGCUCUGAGUGAAGUCAUCAGUUGGCAACCUUCCAAGCCACGACUUUUAGGUCACCGUGGCAGUCUCAAGCGCGUCAGAUUGUGUAUGGUGGGGAAUUCUGCCCCGCAAAUCGACCUAACUAGUUCUGCCACAUCCCUUGCACCAGUCGACCGUCCAGGCCGGCCAACCAACUGAUGCUGAGAUUGCGAGAGAUGGCUGACAGAACUGAGAAUAGCUGGCCUGCGCGCGCCACACGCACGACCUAGCUUUCCAUAUGCACACAUUAGGAUUUCACACACAUGGUGGUAAGCCACUCGGAUCUCAAAUGUAGCAGAAGAGUCGCAUGGAGAAAGCAGCCGAAGAGCACAUUUCCCACUUACGUGAGAGGCGUCUGUGUUGAUGCAUGUGUUGAUGCGGGAAUACGUGGUGAUGUGGUCUAAUCUGCGGUGACUUACCGCAAUUUUGGUGAAUUCGCAUGUGACCGAGUAACUCCAGACGAUGAUUGAAUGUGGGAGAGAAAUACAGGCAAUUGAGGCGAUUACGGCGGGUGUGUGUUGGUGCCUGGGCACUAGAAUGCCAGUCUGUACGAUGGAUUCGCAUGCGACCCACCAGGCCGACGUGUGGCAUGAAUGCACGGGGGCAGUGUGAGCAGGGUAGUUUGGGAGAUGCUGAGUCGCUGGGGUUGUUGUGCUGCUAGUAGUGGUUGCGCCGGCGGGUGGGAUUUGGUAGGACUGGCGAUAGAAGAGUUGUUGGUCGUGCAAAGUAUGCUUGGUGUGUCAAUAUUGUGGUGAAUUCCACUGUUUUGAAUGCGCAUGCGGCUGAAUAGGUUCAUGCAGUGAGUGAAUGUGCGUGAACAUUGCUGGCAGUGGAGGCGGAUGUGGUGAGUUUAUGUGGGGACUCCUGGUGCUGGCGCCCCGGUCGCAGUGCGAUGGAUUCACAAGUGACCGACUAGGCCGAUGCGUGAAGUGAAUGUGCAAUCACAAUAAGGGUACGUUGGGGCAGGGGUUGGCUAGGGAUCGGGAUCACUAACUGCGAUGGCAAAAACACCCGUCAAACGCCUCCUACAGGACUGUUUGACUCCGUGUUAGGUUUAGUACAGCGGCGUAGCCCGUUUUAGGAGCCCAAAUCUUAACAUGUUGUAUUUGGUUCAUAAAGGCAGUGAGAAAAACCGUUGUCUCGGUUCCAGCGCAGUGGCAGUUAGGUGGAUCUACACUGCACCUGCUUCACUCCCGCUUUCUAUAAUCGCCGAGUUCCGAUGGUAAGGUGAAGUCAAGUCGACCAGAGCUUGGCGCAGGUGUCAAGGCCAAACUGAACCAGUCUGUGCGUGCCACGCAUGACCUGGCUCCUAACUCCAAAUGUGCCAUUUAAUGGAGGAUACCAUAGCUGACACAUAAGGGGUCAUUGCAGUCUGGUCCUCAGUCUUGAGUAGAACCGAGUUAUCUCUUCAGUUGACAACUGCCAGAACUACGAGUUUUGUUAUGUCGUGGUGGUAUUGUUGUUUAUGGUGGGGGAUGAAGCGCCAAGUCCCAGCCAAACCGAUCUCAUUCGCUUAUCCCCCCCUCCCCAUACAUCAUUGGCCUGUCCGAGUCGAGCCGCUUGUGGAUGAUACGGACACAACGUCUGGCGUGGCGUAACACCGCUAGUCGCAUGCAGUAUGAGCGCGCACGCUUCCAUGUGAUAGUUCACCCGUCCUUAUCAUUGUUGGUGAACCGCAUUGUAUGCAUGGCGCAUGAAUGCUGGGCGCCUUUAAUUUACACGCAUAUAACCGGAAACGUCCGUGCGACGACUAAAUAUGUGGACCAGCCUGAGCAUAAAUGCAUUCGUCAAAAGCGCUGGGCAAACAAUACUUGCCCAGCAUUUACCAGGCUCUGCCACUUCCAUCCCAAUUGUGCUGCAUUUGCAUUUGUUUUGGUUGAUUCGACCGACCUUCUCGUGCAUGUUGGCCGCAGCAAGAAUGGUCGCUUCUAUUGCGGUUGGUCGAUGGCAGACUCGAGCGAACUGAAGCAGUGCGCACCAACAGGAAAUUAUGGUGAUGUCUGUUUAGGGGAGACUUGUGCAUCAUCAUCUUCCCUCUAGUCCCAGACCCACUAGCGGGACAAAGUCUGAGUUACUAGAGAUGGCCGGAACGUAGUGGCUGACAAUGCCGAGGCCGCCUCUACGCGUACCGCACACGUGUCGGUCCUCAACUUCGUCUUUUGACUACCAAGUUGCUGUCGACUACUUCGAUUUUCUCUCCUCUCCCCCCCCCCUCUCCCUCUCUCUCUCUCUCUCCUAUAUUUCGCCGCACGUGCUUGCAACUUAGAGCUCAGCACUCUGAAUUCAAGCUGCCUGUUCUCGCCGGUGUUUAUCGCCUUCUCAAAUGCUAACCUACUCAGUAACACUACGGUGUGUUUCAUCUUGUCAGGUGA
Molecule: messenger RNA, 14600 nt
Organism: Spirometra erinaceieuropaei
Lineage: Eukaryota; Metazoa; Platyhelminthes; Cestoda; Diphyllobothriidea; Diphyllobothriidae
Source: the annotation of a GenBank genome assembly